Molecule: messenger RNA, 1836 nt
Organism: Nematolebias whitei (Rio pearlfish)
Lineage: Eukaryota; Metazoa; Chordata; Actinopteri; Cyprinodontiformes; Rivulidae
Gene: kcnk4a
Product: potassium channel, subfamily K, member 4a
Exons: 6
Coding region: 1-1836 (611 amino acids)
Biological process (GO): stabilization of membrane potential; potassium ion transmembrane transport
Cellular component (GO): membrane
Molecular function (GO): potassium ion leak channel activity
Source: RefSeq, a predicted model, not a curated record
AUGCGAUGCACCACCCUCACUACCCUGCUGACCGGCGUCAUGUUGUACCUGGGGAUGGGAGCGCUUGUUUUUGUCACCCUGGAGACCCCUAAGGAAAGUGAGGCACAUGAAAAUCUGCUAAAGGCCAAGGAAGUCUUCCUUAAUAAUAAAUCCUGCGUCUCCGAGGUGGAUUUCCACGAGCUUGUGAAGAAACUGGUGUCCGCUGUCGAGGCAGGUCUGGAUGUUAGCAGCCUUUCUGCCAACCUGACCAGCCGCUGGGACAUGGGCUCUGCCUUCUUCUUCUGUGGUACCAUCAUUACCACGAUAGGCUUCGGUAACCUGUCCCCUCGAACGUGGUUCGGACAGCUGUUCUGUGUGUGUUACGCCCUGUUCGGCAUCCCCAUGUUUGGCAUCCUGCUCGCUGGCGUGGGCGACCACAUGGGCACGGUGCUGCGGAGAGCUGUGGCCAAAAUUGAGACCCUCUUUUUGAAACGCAAGAUCAGGCCCACGACCGUGCGCGUGAUCUCAGCCGUUCUCUCCAUCCUGAUCGGAUGCUUGAUCUUCCUCGCCGUGCCCACGGUCGUGUUUCAAAGAGUGGAGCGGUGGUCGUUUCUGGAGUCGCUGUACUUCGUGGUCAUCACCCUCACCACCGUUGGAUUCGGGGACUAUGUACCAGGUGGAGGUUAUGAAGGUGGCACAAUCUUUAAGCCUCUGGUUUUGUUGUGGAUCGUUUUCGGUCUCGCCUACUUCGCCUCCAUCCUCACCAUGAUCGCCAACUGGCUAAGGGUUCUGUCAAAAAAAACCCGCGCUGAGAUGGAGGAGUUGAGGGCGCACGCCACAGACUGGACCCAGAACAUGGACUUCCGCAUCCCAAACCCUCUGGAAUUUAACGACCCUUUUCUUCUUCAGCGCCGGCGAUGGAAACGCAGCGAGCGCCGUCGCAUUCGCCGAGGAGCCCAGGGCACUCUGGGAUAUUGGGUUCGAGGCAGAUCUGAGAAUGGACACCUGCCAAACCGCUGGGCCGGCCUCUCCAGCUCCAUGAGCCAGCUGGAUGCUCGCUCGUCUCUAGAGAAGGCUGUGGUGGUGAAGGCCAGGCCACGGUUGAGUGCAGCUGGAGAGGCAGCAGUCCUGAGAGCAGCGGCAGGAAGCAGAGCAGACCCUGCUGUGGGUGUGCAGGGCCAGGGAAGGUCAAUUCACCACCUCAUAGCCCGCUCAUUUUCCCUCCCUGUGGCCCGAUCCACCUCAGAGCUGGACUCCACAGGAGCAGCCAUGCACGAUGGAUCCUUCUUUGGAUCUGAGUCUCUGUUUGACUCCAGGUCAGAGGGAUCCUCAGUGUCUUUGUCAUUCCCAGCGCUCCCCAUCUUCCAGCCCAUCAGCUGGGUGGAGCAGGGGGACGUGACUCUUACACAGAUGAACACAGAACAAGAAAAAGACAAACAGAUUCCAGCAGAACACUUGGAACCUCAGGCAAGCAGUCACCAGUCACCUGUUCCAAUUUUUCUGUCCCAGUCCCCCCCUCCUCCCGUUGAACUUUGUCCUCCCUCCCCUCACGGCCCCAUUGGCGCCUCACCAGACUGCCAGCUGCUGGAUUUUUUUGGGGAGAACCUGGCGUACAUCGACGAGUCUUCCGACACGCUGAGUGACCGCGCCCAGUCUGCGGCGGGCGAAGAGAACAUGAGGCGGCCGCGAAAAACCAAGAGGAGGAGCAUGAGGAGAGAGCUGCCACACGCACGGAGCCCAGCGCAGGUGAGGAGGCCUAGCAUGCAGCCGCCGUCGAACCCCCCAACGCCUCCUCCAGACUUGUCUCCCUCGGACCCUCUUCCAUCAGAGAUACAGAUAGACUCGCAUCUCUGCUGA